AAAGUGUGAUUAUUUUCAAGAUCCGGCAACGAUGCUGUCAACCAUAUGAUCGAUGUGUCAAGCUGUCAUUGGAGAUGGCAGGCAGGGCUUUCCGCGUUAAAGUACAGCUAGACGUACACGCGAUAACGUGUCCCGGAGUUUGGUUGUGUCCCAAUGGCAAAGUGGCUCUGCGAUUCAACGCGCUCGACUUCUGCGCGGAAACACGCAGAAUAAGCCCAAUUUUCCCGCUGCUAUUCCACGACACGUUCACCUUCAGCAAGAUCUUCGUUCGAAUAGCCUCCUUGGCGGAGCUGCAGCGUACUUUGGAGCGGGAGUUUCUGUAUGCGGAACUAAUACAGUGGACGACACCGGCACACCGUCGAGGCAUUGCCCUGGCCACGUUCGAGAUAAGUCUAGCGGAUUUACUGUAUCCCGCGCCAUGCUUCAAGGGUUUACUGGCUGGAGUUGAUGUAGAUCUAUUGAUGGAGCCGACCAAAUGCUUUCCCGGUAUUAUAGCGCCCAAAAUCGAGGUCUCCACCAAAACGGUUGUCGAGGAAGUGUCGGGCUCCUAUGACACAAGUAUGAGCAAAUGUUAUGUCGUCAAUCCAAAAAUGAUUAACUCUAAGCAAACAAUGUGCGGGCAGAGAAAAAGGCCGAUCAAAGGUAUUAUUAGGCAACGAAGAGUCUGUCACACUAAGCCGAGAUCUCAGAGCUGCCGACCAUAUCGUCAGAGAUCUAGCAGUGUCGGCGAUUCUCACCAUUGUGAUACCACGUGUACCACGAACCAUUGCAUCGAUCAGUGUUAUCAUUCAGUAAGGAAGAAUUCUCCAUGUAUUCGAAAGCAAACCGAAGCUGCCGUGAUAUGCGACGAUAAUAUUCAUGUUACGGACAAUUGUCCAGUUUGUUUAAAGUAUAAUUGUUACUUUUCUAAAUGCUACGACGAUUCGGAUAUAGCCAAGCAAUAUAUUAAGUGUCGAUGUCACAGACAUUCGUCCAAUACCGAAGAAUGCUGCUGUAUUUACGGACCGUCCGAUGCGCGGGAAGAAGCGACGGUGUCAUUAUUACAAUCCAAAAUCAGAAAUCUUCAGAAAGCUAGAGAAAAAUUGUGCGCUACUGAAACUAUGGAUAUUGAGGAAUGCGAUCCGAGUUGUGAGUAUACUCGGGAUCACUCCCGAAGUCACGAGUUUUACAAGGAUCUAGAAAAAUUUUAUAAAAGGAUGUACAAGCAAGCGAAAAUACGAGCGCGGGAGGUCGACGAUUGAAAUAGAGAAAAAUUGUCGCCGUUUAAAUCUAAAAUUUUUUCUAAAGAUUUUUAUAUGAAAUUUGGAAACAUAGGUCAAUCGAACGUUUUAUAUACCCGAUGUUCAAUGAAAGAAUUUUCACUGGAAGAAGACUAGUUGAUUACUAGUGAUUAAUUAAAAUAAUUAAUUGACAUAUGCUAUGCGUGCACAAGUGAAAUUGUUCAAUAAUUAACAUUACUUCAGAGAUACGAGUAUAAUACAUGAUGUGUUCUUAUCUUUAUCAAAAUAGCAGUCGCAUGAAAUAAAAGUGUAAAAAUUGAUUACACAUGUAAACGAUGAAAUAUGUGUGUGUAAUGUAGGGAUGUGAGGAAUUUGGAAUAUAUAUAUAGAAAAUAA
Molecule: messenger RNA, 1616 nt
Organism: Formica exsecta
Lineage: Eukaryota; Metazoa; Arthropoda; Insecta; Hymenoptera; Formicidae
Exons: 7
Coding region: 75-1241 (388 amino acids)
Biological process (GO): spermatogenesis
Molecular function (GO): myosin light chain binding
Source: RefSeq, a predicted model, not a curated record